GCCACGCCACAGUACUAGACAGCUUACUCUUCGAGAGCUGCACAUCGUCGUCGAAGAAAGGAGCGCUUCGUCGGUCCUACGGUAUCUUGUUGAUGCGGACGACUCAAGUGAAGUCGAGCUGGCCCUAUCCUACGCACAACCCUAAGAGAACGUGCUAGAUCUCGGUAUGUCGACAGACCAACUAGCUACAGGCGUCGAAAGGACCACUGGAAGUCUUUACUAUUUGAUACGGAGUGUCUGAAUGCUGAUGAAUUUCUUGAACACUUUCGCCUAGAGAGAGAGGCAUUCUUCCGCCUCGUCGACUUGGUAAAGAAUGAUCCUGUCCUCAUAUCCAGAAGGAAUUGCUCAUUUCGUGGGUCUGCUGAGCUUCACCUCAUGAUAUUGCUGAAGUGUCUAGGAAGUUAUGGCAAUGACAACACCUGGUCUAAGCAUGGAGUCUUUUUCGGUCUUGGCAAAGGUACUAUCGGAAGAUAUCUACGUCGUGCAAGUGGAUAUACAAGCGAAUGGUAGGAGUGACUUGGAUCUUUCAGCGGACGAUGAGCUGAGCAUGCCGCUGCCAUCGGAAGAGGUAAUGCCAGAUCGAUAUCUUCCUGUGAGACCCCUUCCUGUUCAAGCUUUGUUCGCUCUCGAAGCAAUGUGA
Molecule: messenger RNA, 640 nt
Organism: Phytophthora infestans T30-4
Lineage: Eukaryota; Oomycota; Peronosporomycetes; Peronosporales; Peronosporaceae
Exons: 3
Coding region: 410-640 (76 amino acids)
Source: RefSeq, a predicted model, not a curated record